Messenger RNA from Macroventuria anomochaeta, 1356 nucleotides. Its product is annotated as alpha/beta-hydrolase. Lineage: Eukaryota; Fungi; Ascomycota; Dothideomycetes; Pleosporales; Didymellaceae. The coding region runs from base 273 to 1268 and encodes 331 amino acids. The record is from RefSeq and is a predicted model, not a curated record. The transcript has a single exon. Gene Ontology annotation, molecular function: hydrolase activity.
CCAAGACUUACUCGAUUGUUACGGUCUUGGUGUUUUGCCAACAACCCCGCAUCAUCCGAUGACCAUGGUUGUAAGGAGUAGCUGCACCGCUGACAUCUUACACACCGCUGUGAACAGCUGUCAACUCGCAACACCAACCAAAGCUGAUCUUACACCCCAUUGAAGAACACACCUGACCUGGACUGAAAACCGAGUACCCGACCGCGCUUAUAUAGCCUACAAUUGCCCAUACUGCAGGGUACAAAGCAUCUACAGAUCAACGACAGGACAACAUGGACGUCUUUCAGAAGAAGACACUGAAUACCUCGCGAGGGUACACAUACACCUACUAUGUAGCUGACGGCGACAAGUCACUACCAACACUCAUCUUCCAACAUGGCUGGCCCGACCAUGCUGCAAUAUGGAAGGAUGUCGCAACAGGCCUGCGCUCUACGAAUCAUCCCAUGAUCAUCCCCGAUCUCCUCGGAUACGAUGGUACAGACAAGCCAACUAAUCCUGCCGAGUAUGCAUUCGACAAGAUGACCAAGGACGUUAUCGAGAUCGCAGACGCUGAAGAUGCACCAAAGGUGGUUUCCAUUGGCCACGACUGGGGCUCCGGUCUUGCUUCACGCCUCUACAACCACUAUCCUGAUCGAGUCAUCGGUCUGAUCAACCUCAAUGUGGCCUACAUGCCUCCCACUGGCGACCACUUCGAUCUCGACAAGUUCAACGCUGUCAUCAAAGAGCACAUGGGCGCAGCACUGUUCUCUUACUGGGGCGUGUUCGCGGCUGAAGAUGGUCCCAAGCUCCUCUACGACAACCUUGAGCGCACAUUUCGCGCCCAGCACGGCCAGGGCAAAACCAUGGCCGAGCUCUUCACCGUCGAGGGCGCUAUGAGGAACUAUCUCAUCAACGGUGGCCACGAGUACGAAUUGCGCACAUAUGCUCAAGACCCAGCGUUCAAAAAGACAUUCAUUGACCGCAUGACCCGGGACCGUUUCGAUGGACCGCAGUGCUGGUACCGUGCUAUGGUACAGAACGUUCAGUCAGCGAGCGACAAGGAGCUACCCACCGACAGGAAGGUAGUCAAGGUGCCUGCGCUGUACAUUGGAUGCCACGAUGAUCCUGUUUGUCGACCGGAGACUAUGGCGCCGUACAAAGCGCAGCUACUGCCACACUUAGAGGAGGCGGAGAUGAUUGAUGCGGCGCAUUGGGUGUUGUAUGAGGCGCCGGACGAGGUUGUGAAGAGGAUUGAGCCAUGGUUGAAGAAAACCUUCGGGAAGCAGUAAGGCGCUUGUAGAACGAUAAGAUAUUCGUCGCGCACGAAGGCUCGUGUAGUUACGGACGAAAAACAGAGUUUCACAUGGUAUCCUAGGC